Molecule: messenger RNA, 4677 nt
Organism: Colletotrichum chrysophilum
Lineage: Eukaryota; Fungi; Ascomycota; Sordariomycetes; Glomerellales; Glomerellaceae
Exons: 1
Coding region: 1-4677 (1558 amino acids)
Biological process (GO): carbohydrate metabolic process
Molecular function (GO): chitin binding; hydrolase activity, hydrolyzing O-glycosyl compounds
Source: RefSeq, a predicted model, not a curated record
AUGAGAAGAUUCAUUACCGCUUCCCUCAUCUUGGGGGCAAGUGUCGUGCAAUGCGCCGUCAACCUUGACGGCGCCAGGGUCGUCGCACCCGUGGGCGAAGAUGACCCCUCGCCCAUCGCCGACAUCAAGACAUACGAACCAGAUCAACACGACUGCCCACUCCCUUGUGCCCACCUUGACAAUGUGCACACUUGGGUCACCUACCUCUCCGUCGACCGGCUCCGGCGAUGCCAAAAGUCCAUGCUGUUGCAGCUCUCGCCCACGCAGCGGCUGAGCGGAGGCGUGCUCAUCCGUGCCUGCACGUUUGGCGGCGCCAGCGGCGGGGAGCCCAUCAUCACACCAAACAACAUCAACUUGACCUAUGCGACCACCGAGGCUGCCAAGGUGGCCAACGAGACGGCCGCCAAUAUGGGGAACCCGAAAAAGUCCGACACGCUGUUCCAGCCUUCUCUGAACCGGGCCCCGGCGUGCGACGUGCUUCCGGGCGGGGAGGUCAUGAAGACUCUCCCGGUUGCAACCACAAGCAGCGCCGACGGCGACGGAGCCGAUAACGUGGGCGAUGCGACGCGUCUGCUCGAGGCCAUGGGUGUCUACUUCAACACAACCGACAACUGCGACGAGUCGUUCCUGUUCGGCUACCACAAGCAGACUGUCGCGGGCAUCUAUAUCGGGGCUGGCCUGGGCAAGGUCACCGUUGGUGCGGCCAUCGAUGCUCUCGCCGGACGGCUGCAGGGUGACGGCCGCGUGCCCAACCGCUUAGUGACGCAGCUCUGCGAGACGAACAAGCCAUCAUCAGGCGUAUUUGGUGUCGUCUUGGAUAACAUGGGCGACCUCGCCGCCGUCCAACAGACGGCCGCAGACUGGCACGCCGGAAAGUGCGCCGCUGGUGACAGCCUUGUGCCGUCGGGCGAGCUGAAGGUGGCCGUCUUGGACAUUGUCCAAUUCCACAACAGCAACGGCACUCUGAGCAACGGAACAUUGUUCAGCAAUUCCACAGUGACCAGAAGAAGCACAGCAAUCCUGCCGCGCCAGAAUAAGCUACAGGGGCGCGACUUUUGCUCCUACAUUCAGGUGCUGGGCGGCGACACAUGCACAUCCCUCGCGUCCCGGUGCGGCAUUAGGGGCUCCCAAUUCACCACGUACAACCCAAAGAUAGACUGCACGAACCCAAAUGCCUUGCAGCCGAACCAGUACGUCUGCUGCUCGGCCGGCGAUCCGGGAGGCUGGAAACCAGCGCCAGGUGACGACGGGACGUGUGCGACGCAUCUCAUCGCUGCAGGCGACACCUGUAGCUCGCUGGGCCUUCAAUACGGCUUGACAGAGGAGGAGAUCGAAGGUUUCAACAAAGGCAAGACGUGGGCGUGGACCCAGUGCAAGGACAUGCUCAUCGACUACAACAUGUGUCUCAGCUCCGGCAACCCGCCUCUGCCGCCGCCGCAAGAGGGAGCGCAGUGCGGGCCGCUUGUGCCGGGGACAACCCAGCCAACAGACGGCACAUCCAUGGUCGACCUGAAUCCUUGUCCGCUCAAGGCGUGCUGCAGCAACUGGGGAUUCUGCGGACCAUUCCCGGAGCACUGCGACAUUCACGCGCCCGAGGGAGGUGGCCCGGGGACCAAGCUGCCCGGCUUCCAGAGCACGUGCAUCUCCAACUGCGGCAACGAGAUCAAGCAGAACUCCGGGCCGCCGGUCACCUUCUCGCGCGUUGGUUAUUAUGAAUCGUGGAACAUGGGUCGAGACUGUCUUUGGCUGCGUUCCGAAAAGGCCAACACAGACGGCACCUACACCCACAUGCACUGGGGCUUCGCCGAGAUCGACCCAAACACUUGGAAGCCCGUCAUCACUGACCCGCACGGCCAGUGGGACGCGUUCAAGAAGCUUGAGCUGAAGCGCAUCGUGUCGUUCGGCGGCUGGGCCUACUCGACCGAGCCGGCGACGUACAACAUCAUCCGGCAGGCCAUCAUCGACAACCGCGAGACUUUUGCGACGAACCUUGCCCAGUUCGCCAAGGAUGAGGGUAUCGACGGCAUCGACAUUGACUGGGAGUACCCUGGCGCCCCUGACAUCAUGGUCGAUGGGAAGCCGAUCGGGCAGACCGGAGACGGCGUGGCGUACCUGCGGUUCCUGACCUCCCUCAAGCAGAAGCUGGGCACCGACAAGUCGGUCUCCAUCGCGGCGCCUGCGUCCUACUGGUAUCUGAAGGCCUUCCCCAUCGACCGCAUCUCGGCCGUGAUUGACUACAUUGUGUACAUGACGUACGACCUGCACGGCCAGUGGGAUUAUGGCAAUGUCAACGCCUUCGACUCGUGCCCGUCCGGUAAGUGCAUCCGAAGCCACGUCAACCUGACUGAGACGCGCAACACGCUGUCCAUCAUCACCAAGGCGGGCGUCGCGAACAACAAGGUCAUGGUGGGCGAGUCCAGCUACGGCCGCUCGUUCCACAUGGCCGUCGACGGCUGUUGGGGCCCCUUGUGCGAUUUCACGGGGACACGCAUCGAGUCGGACGCGAACCCCGGGAGAUGUACCGCGACCAAGGGAUACAUCUCUAAUGCCGAGAUUAAUGAGCUCAUCACGCAGGGGUCGUACUCGGAGCUGUUCCAUGAUGGCGACUCCAACACCGACGUCCUGCUGUACAAAGGCGACUAUGUUAGUUACAUGACGCCCGCGACGAAGCUUACAAGGCGCGAUGACUGGAAGGCGCUGAACUUUGGCGGAAGCAUAGAUUGGGCCGUCGACCUGCAGACGUUUGGUGACGAUGACAUGAAGGUGCCGAUUGACCGCGGCGGCGACACGGGCGACGAGGGCUGCGUGUCGGGCGAGGACAAGACGGCAAACUCGGGCGACCUGUGCGAGUUUACCUGUUCCCUAGGCCUCUGCCCGGAGUCGCUGUGUGAAUGCGUGACGAGGGGCGAGAUGCUGCCGAUUCCGCCGGAGAACCCGGUCGAGGGAGACAUCAUCGCGUGGGACGAGGUCGAUGUCGAUUUGAAUCGGUUGUGCCGCUUCGCGUGCUCGCACGGCUACUGCCCGUCCGAAGUGUGCACGACGGCUGUUGUCGACAAGGACGAGGACGACGGCAUCAUCGAGGUCGGCUGGAGCCCCGAGAACCCCAACUAUUUCAACUACACCGAGGCGCGACUGGCCAACGCCAACAGGUGCCUCAUCUACCAGAAUGCCCGACUGAGGGACGAGGCGCAGUUUCAAUGCUACUCGUACUGCAAGUCGGCGCUCGACGAGGCCAAGGACGAGGGUCGGACUUCCAAUUAUGGUUGCAUCGGCUUCUUCUCGACCAAGGAGUAUCCCGACGGCAUCCCGUGGGACAAGUACCCGGGCACUUCGUACUAUGUGGCGCCGGGCACAUGCUCGUGCGACAACAUGCUGAUCAACGAGAUCGCGGACACGGUGCUCGAGGCACUGCCCAUCAUCGCGCAGAUUGGGUGUUAUGUGCUCAUGUCGUCGCUGAAGCUGGUGCUGGACGUGGGCGCCAGCCUGAUCCCGGGCGUGGGCAAGAUCCUAGACGCUGGGCUCGACAUGGCGACGACGGCAGCGCAGAUGGCGGCGUAUCUGUAUCCCGAGGAGGAAGACCCCGAGGGCGCCUUCUCGUGGUGGCUCAGCCCGUGCGGCGGGACGGAGCUGGUGCCGGAGGAGAUCAAGGAGAUCUUUGGCAUUCUUAGUUCUGUGGCUGACGGCGUGUCGAGCUUCGUGAAACCCAAGGCGUCCAAGGGCAGCGGCAAGAAGGGCGACGAAGCAAACCCGACCGACCGGUCCAAACCGAAGGCGGGCACCGGCAGUGGCGCCAACGGGCUGGGCAAGACGCAGCCCGGAAGUGGUGGCAUCCGCAAGAAGUGCAAUGUGCCCAAGUCGCAGUCUACGCUGCGGCUGGGGGCGGCCAAGAACACGAUGCGCCGACAGUCGUGCGUGGCCUCCAAGACGCAGAAGGAAGAGCUCAUCAUCACGUCUCUGACGUACGGUGCCCGCGCGACACAAGUCCAGGCGACUUGUUCUGCUCAAUGGUCACAGGCGUGCUACCACUAUAGCAGUGUCAUUCGCAACAAUCAGGCGUGGGCGACCCUGACGUGUCCCCAAGCGGCUGCCACCACGGCCCAUAGACAAGACGCGCAGGCGACGGCGACCUGGAGCAGCCAGCAUCGUGGAUCCGGCUGGACACGCAAGUCCAACCGCCAGUGGGGCGCUUGCGACCGCGACGAGUACCCGCCCGCCUACCUGCUGGACGCCAGCAAUCCGGCCAUCGUCAACUCGGGUAUCGACCGAACCGGCCAGCUGGUGCGCUACAUCCCGGACAAGGACAACCGCAAGGCCGGGCAGAUGUGGAAGGGCGCCUGCUUCGCGAGCACCCUCAAGGAGUUGUCUGAUGCCAACUUUGACACUGCCGUCAGCCGGGCUCCGAACAGCGCCAAGUCGGUCACCCGCCCCAAGACCGGGCUGCUGCGCACGUAUGUGGGUGUCGGCGUCAACACGCACCCCGAGUUCACCAUCUCUUCGUAUGGCCACUCGGGCAAUCCUCCGGCGAACGAUGGUCUGAAUGACAACAAGUGCUGGCCCAGUGGCAUUGCUGCCCAAGACCCGGGCUUCGCUCUUCUAACGUACGAUCCCUACUACGACAACCACCAGAUGCCAUACAAGUACGAUCAGGCGUACGUGCAGGGCUCGAAUGGGUCAUGA